Molecule: messenger RNA, 5560 nt
Organism: Calliphora vicina (urban bluebottle blowfly)
Lineage: Eukaryota; Metazoa; Arthropoda; Insecta; Diptera; Calliphoridae
Gene: Ino80
Product: chromatin-remodeling ATPase INO80
Exons: 16
Coding region: 290-5314 (1674 amino acids)
Biological process (GO): DNA repair; chromatin remodeling
Cellular component (GO): Ino80 complex
Molecular function (GO): ATP binding; ATP-dependent chromatin remodeler activity; histone binding
Source: RefSeq, a predicted model, not a curated record
AGCACCACAAAAGACAAUAACAAUAAAACAAGCACAAGCAACAAACGAUUGACUGGCUACAACAAGAAGAAACGAAUUAAAUUAGAAACAAAAAAAUUUAUAAAUGGAAACCUAAAGAUAACACAAAUUAAACAGAUGAAAAAAUGUGGUCGCACAAAAAGCAAAUCAAAUAAAUAUUGUGCAUUUCGCUGAAACGACCGUAAAAAACAAAGAGAAAUUAUAUAAAAACUCAGUUUAUUGAAGAAGUAAAAUUGAAUAUUUUGGCAAUAAGAAGAUAAAAUUUGCAAUUAUGAAUGGUAUAAUUGAGCAACAAAAUGGUGCAGGCAGUUCUCAACAAAUGGCCGAACCUUUGCAUUUGCAACGUCUGGAGGCUGCUUUGGAUAUGCGUCCAUUCAUGAGCUAUGCCCGUGAGGUGAUGUCUAAACCCUUGACCAGUCCCGAUGAGACGGAGGCCGAAGACUCACAGGGUGAUGAGUCAGAUGAUGAAGGAGUGGAAAAAUUGCCGGGAGAGAUUAAAAAGAAGAAAACUAAAAAAUUGGGUACAAAACAAGAGCGCCAGUCAGUUAAAGCUCAACUUUAUAACUUCAAUGAUCUAACAGCCGAUCGCGAAUGGUUGUAUGACGUGCUGCUAAGUGAUACCGAUACAGAGACAGACAUUAGCGAUGAAGAUGACUACAUUAAGGAAAUGCUAAAAACACACAUGAAACAGCAAAAGUUAAGGGAAAAUUUUUACAAAAAACCUACAAAUACUCAAUACGCCUAUUAUGGUGCUGGUCUACUCUCGAACCAUGACAUGUUUCCCGAACAUCAACAAUCUAUUGUGGGUGUACGCAAACGCAAGAGACGCACAAAGAAGGAAAAACCUUUGAAAUUAACCAAACUACCAAAGCUACCUAAACCUACCAAGAUACGAAGACCUCGUAAAUUGAAGCAGAAACCUUUAGAAGAUCAACAACCGAAAGAAAUACAUCCCGAAGAUCUUAAACAUUAUAACUAUGCUGAUAGCACUGCUGUUAAUGAUGAUGACGAAGAUAUUGAUAUACAAUCUGAGGGAGAAACCUCUAUGGCUAUGGAUUCCUCAAGAGAUCCAUCCGGCCUGUCUGCUCUCACAAACUCUUCGGGUAGGGGACGCCGGCGUAGAAGUCAACAGGGUAUUGUUAGAACGCCAGAAGUUAUGGCCGCUCGUAGAAAACGUGUCUGGCAGUUAAUGGCUAAAAAAGAGUUGGGCAGAUGUCAACGCGCCAAAAUGAACAAUCACAAGGAGGUAGUACAAAAUUGCAAACGUGUGGCCACCAUGUGUAUGAAGGUGGUCCGCCAGAGAGCCAUGCAUUCGCAAAAGGUCAUGAAAGAAACUAUGUGGCGUGCCAAACGUCUGACCAGAGAAAUGUUGUCCUAUUGGAAACGCUAUGAACGCGUGGAGCGUGACACACGUCGCCGAAUGGAAAAGGAAGCCGAGGAGCAGCGUAAAAUGGAUGUGGAAAUCAUUGAGGCCAAACGACAACAGAGGAAACUUAAUUUCCUUAUAACACAAACUGAGCUGUAUGCUCAUUUUAUGUCUAAGAAACUGGGCCGAGGUACUGAAGCUGAACAGCUGCGUAUUCUCAACCAAUUGGAUGAGGAAGUUAAUCCCCGCUUGGCCGCCUAUGAUGAUUACGAUGCCGAACAAAUGAAACAUUUGGCUCAACAACAUGCCGAAGAGGCUUUUUCAAAUGAUCGUCGUAAAACCAAACAGUUUGAUGUGGCAGCGGGAGUGGAAAGGAAUUUGGGUCAUGCUAAGGUUAAGAAAGAAGAAGGUGAAAUUGAUUUUAUUAAGGAGGAAGACAAGCCGGAAUCUUUAUUGCCCGAAAAAACUCAAGCAGAUUUACCACAGCCUAGCAUUUUUAAGGGGACUUUGAAGGCAUAUCAGAUUAAGGGUAUGACCUGGCUGGCCAAUCUCUACGAUCAGGGCAUUAGCGGCAUCCUGGCCGAUGAAAUGGGUCUGGGUAAAACUGUGCAAUCGAUAGCCUUCCUUUGUCAUAUAGCUGAGAAAUAUGGUGUUUGGGGUCCUUUUCUGGUCAUCUCUCCCGCCUCUACACUCCACAAUUGGCAACAGGAAAUGGCUAGAUUUGCACCGGAUUUCAACAUAGUACCCUACUGGGGUUCACCAAAUGAAAGGAAAAUUUUACGACAAUUUUGGGAACAAAAAGAUUUGCACACCAAGGAUGCCAGUUUUCAUGUAGUCAUUACCUCCUACCAACUAAUAGUGUCCGAUUACAAAUAUUUCAAUCGCAUUAAAUGGCAAUACAUGGUAUUGGAUGAGGCCCAAGCUAUAAAAAGUGCCACUUCUAUGCGUUGGAAGUUGCUGUUGGGCUUUAACUGUCGCAAUCGUCUGCUGCUCAGUGGCACACCCAUACAAAACAGUAUGGCUGAAUUAUGGGCUCUAUUGCAUUUUAUUAUGCCGACUUUGUUUGAUUCUCAUGAUGAGUUCAAUGAAUGGUUUUCCAAGGAUAUUGAAUCACAUGCUGAAAAUAAGACAGGCAUAGAUGCGAAACAAAUCUCAAGGCUGCACAUGAUUUUAAAGCCUUUCAUGUUGAGACGCAUUAAAAAGGAUGUGGAGAAUGAGCUGUCGGAUAAAAUUGAAAUUAUGGUUUAUUGUCCGCUGACCAUACGACAGAAAUUGCUGUAUAUGGCUUUGAAACAGAAAAUACACAUUGAGGAUUUGCUGAAUUUGACAAGAGGUGGUGGUUCAUCAUCUACUGAUGGUCAUCAUGUGGAUCGUAAUUUCACUUCGAAUCUUAUGAAUCUCGUUAUGCAAUUUCGUAAGGUGUGCAAUCAUCCGGAAUUGUUUGAGCGUCGCGAUGCUAAAAGUCCAUUUGUCAUGAAGUGCGAGGAGUAUGUUAUGCCUCGUUUGGUGUUUGAGGAUGGUUUGUUGCACAGGGCGCUGCCGAGCAAGAGGCAUUUAUUAUAUAAUCGUUUUUCCAUUUUCAAAGCUGAUCACCUGCAUCAUUCCAUGUUUAAGGAAUCCAAAGAUAAGUCUACCUUAAAACCCAAUGAAUAUUAUAAACGUUAUGUGGAUUUGAAUACCAAUAAUGAGGGCUGCUUUAGUUUUACGCGUUUAUGUGAUCUAUCUCCCAAAGAUAUGGAGGAUACAACCAUAAAUGGUUUGAUAACAUUAUUACAACAUUACCUUAAAAAAGUAUUACUCUACCGCUUGUGGGUCUACAGACGGCAAUGGUGGUCAAACCAUUAUAAACCCACUAAAAUGCUAUUAUUAGAACCCACCUUAGAAAAUCCUUUAAAUAAAGACUAUUUAAUGGAAAAUAGUGUGAUACGACAGCUAUUGUUUACAGGAAGGACUUCUACCGAGAGCACCAUUUACGCCUAUGGCGACUACAAAACCUACAACAUGCAAGAGACCAUCGAACAUCGUGUAAUACGCAGUAAAUAUAAGCAAAAUAUUGAAGAGGCUGAGAUUAAGAAUGAAAUGUUAGAUGAAGCUGAAUCGGAAUUGAUAAUAAAUGCUGCCGCCGCCACUCCGGCCAACAAACAGAAACUUAGUAAAGAACCCUUAAGACUAUUGCCGGAAUUUGAGCAUAUACAACGUUUACCUCAGUAUUAUCAAUGUGAAGCAUUGGAAAUGCCUAAAUUCUUAUAUGGUUUAAAUAAUAGGAUUAAUGCCUACAAGAGGCAGCUAUAUUGUGAAAGUCGUGCAGCUGCCUGGUCUCUCAUACGUCAUCAACAUUGUGAAAAUCCUGAGGGUUUACAGCUGGUUGAUGCCAGUUUCAAAUUGGCUGCACCUCGGUUUGGUUGGUCCUCCAUUAUCAUACCCGACAAGGAGACGCUUAUAUCAGACGCCGGUAAAUUGGCAGUAUUAGAUAGUUUAUUGACACGCCUCAAGGCUGAGGGCCAUCGUGUUUUGAUUUACUCCCAAAUGACCAAAAUGAUAGAUUUAUUAGAGGAAUAUAUGUGGCAUCGCAAACAUCGUUAUAUGCGUUUAGAUGGUUCCAGUAAGAUUUCCGCACGUCGUGAUAUGGUAGCUGAUUUUCAAACCCGCCAGGAUAUAUUUGUGUUUUUGCUCUCCACCAGAGCGGGUGGAUUGGGUAUUAAUUUAACGGCAGCUGAUACGGUAAUUUUCUAUGAUUCAGAUUGGAAUCCCACCGUUGAUCAACAGGCCAUGGAUCGUGCCCAUCGAUUGGGUCAAACCAAACAAGUCACAGUUUAUCGUUUGAUCUGCAAAGGAACCAUAGAAGAGCGCAUUUUACAAAGAGCCCGGGAAAAAAGUGAGAUUCAACGCAUGGUUAUUAGUGGCGGUAAUUUCAAGCCCGAUACUCUUAAGCCCAAAGAAGUGGUUUCAUUGCUUUUGGAUGAUGAGGAAAUUGAAACGAAAUAUCGCCAAAAAGUUGAGAAUAAUCCUUUGGAUGUCACUGCCUCUACGAGUGCUAAAGAUCAGCAGUUGGUUAGCAAUGACAAAAGGAAACGUCAACCUAAUAAGGCGGCAGCUACUACAACACUACCUGCAGGAGGCAUUACCAUACCAGCCACUCCUACAGCCACAGCCGGCUGCAGUGGAAAUGUACAGAUAUUUGAUGAUUUAUCCAAUGCUUCACCUUCGACUAAACGCUUCAAAUUGGAGGUAUCAGCUAAUACAGCAAAUAUGGAUGAUGAUUCUAUAGAUGUGGCGGCCUCUGAAACCUCUAGUACCUCUUUACAAGUUGGCUAUAAUGAAACUUUACAAACACAGCAACUGCAGCCGCAAAAUGAAGAUUCUGAAAAUGAGGCCUUGAUUGUAGAUUGUGAAAGUCCCAUGCAACAUGGCAACGAAUCACCAACCUUGUUUGAUGAUUGUCUGGGACCCAUUAGAAGAAGACAUCAUCCAAGAGGAACUAAACGCGGCAGACCCAGGGGUAGCACCAGAAGAGGAGCUGGAAAUGGUUCGGCUUCAAUCAGGACAAGUACCUCACCCGGGCAAGUUUCGGUUUCAUCAAAUAAUGAAGAUCCCAAUUUAACACCCACAUCAACAGAACCUGCCCUAACCAAUACAGGAGAAGGAAUAUUCUCACCCACAGCCGUACCAACGCCAGUUAAAAGAGGCCCAGGCAGACCGCGCCUCAAAACGGGUGGUCCUGUUAACCAGGGAGUCAGAGGAGCACCACGUACACGUAAACCCAUUGGCCCGUUAGUUGUGCCGUUAGGUAGCAGUCCCGCUGCCACUCCCAUCAAUCGUAGUCCUGCCAUGAGUCCGGCACCCUCACCGGCACAUUCGGAAAAGAAUAGUGUUUCAUCGGCCAGCGGUAGUGCAGUGUACUACCAACCCAGUGGUGAAAGUUUAGAUUAAAUUAUAAACAAAUUCUUAUUUUAUUUUUUACGCAUAAGACAAAAAAUUGUGUUUAAGUUAAAAUAUCUACAAGCAACAAACCCUUUUGCUGCAUUAAGUUCAAAAAAAGUUCUAUAUUUUAGUUUAGUUUAAAAGAAAAGUUGUAUUAGAUUUAAAACCUACCUGCAUUUUUUAUUUGAAAAAAUAAGAACAAUAAAAAUUUUGUGUUUUUCAGUGUGUUGAAAAAUUAAUUAAAGCAAACAAUAA